AUGAAAGUGAGAGAGAUGGCUGCAGAAGGCUGUGGAGGUGACAAAGAAGAGGUUCUUCUUCCUCUCUUUGAGAGCAAGCAAGGGAAGUGUUCGGUUGCUUACAGGGUAUUUGCAUUGAAAUUGCUUGUGGGAACAUGUUUGAUAUUGUUUUACAGGCUUCUGUACAUCCCAAGAGCUGGAGAAGGAGGAAGAUGGGCUUGGCUUGGCAUGUUCAUGGCAGAACUCUGCUUCGGUUUUUACUGGUUCAUUUGUCUGUCUCUUCGUUGGAAUUCUAGAUUCAGUUUCCCUCAUAAAAACAGGCUCUCUCAGAGAUAUGAAGACAAGUUACCAGAGGUUGACAUUUUUGUUUGCACGGCGGAUCCGGUGAUAGAGCCACCGAUUAUGGUGAUGAGCACCAUUUUAUCAGCCCUGUCUUUCAAUUAUCCACCAGAGAAAUUGAGUGUUUAUCUGUCAGACGACGGUGGCUCAGAAUUCACAUUUUAUGCUCUCCUGGAGGCAUCUCAUUUCUCUAAGUAUUGGAUACCCUUUUGUAAAAAAUUCAACGUUGAACCAAGAUCUCCGGAAGCCUACUUUGCUCUAGAGGAGUCCGAUGAGAAAAACAGCAGAACUCAAGCUCAAGAAUGGAUAGCAAUCAAGAAACAAUAUGAAGAAAUGAAAAGACGAAUCGAAUCAGCCAUUGCACAUGGCAGCAUCUCCAAAGAAAUAAGGGAUCAACACAUUGGAUUUUUAGAAUGGAAUUCUGAUGUAACCAAGCAGAAUCAUCAGCCGAUUGUGCAGAUUAUAACUAAUGGGAAGGACACAGAAGCUGUAGACAAUGAAGGAUGCAGAUUGCCAACAAUGGUGUACAUGGCACGAGAGAAGAGGCCAGGAUACCCUCAUAACUUCAAAGCCGGAGCCAUGAACGCUCUGAUAAGAGUGUCAUCAGAGAUAAGUGGUGGAGCUUUCAUCCUGAAUUUGGACUGUGAUAUGUACGCAAAUAAUCCAGAUGCAAUACGAGAAGCAUUGUGUUUCUUCAUGGAUGACAAAAGAGGCCAUGAAAUCGCAUUUGUGCAGUAUCCACAACGUUUCAGAAAUAUCACAAAAAAUGAUAUCUAUGCCAGUCAUGUUCAUGUAGUUCCUGAGCUGGAGCUUCAUGGCAUGGAUGGCUAUGGCGCGAUGUUUUAUUGUGGCACUGGAUGUUUGCAUCGAAGAGAAAGUCUUUCUGGAGCCAAGUACUCCAAGGAUUGUAAAGAACAUACGGUGGAGACGAAGGUCAAGAAGAAUGAUACAACAGUUGAUGAAUUGGAAGAUGCUUCAAAAGUUCUUGCUAGUUGCAGCUAUGAGCAGGACACUCAAUGGGGCAGGGAGAUGGGAUUGAUAUACGGGUGUGCAGUUGAAGACAUUGUCACUGGCUUGGCAAUUCAAUGCAGGGGCUGGAAAUCAGUGUAUUACAAUCCAGUGAAGAGAGCUUUCAUGGGCGUUGCUCCUAACACUUUAGACAUUGCUCUUAUUCAAUACAAGAGGUGUUUUGAGGGCAUGUUUCAGAUGUUUUUAUCCAAGUAUUGUCCAUUCAUCUAUGGCCACAAGAAGAUAGACCUCGGAGCACAAAUGGGUUACUGUGUUUAUCUCUUAUUGGCUCCACUUUCCCUGCCUGCAUUGUACUAUGUCAUUGUUCUUCCUCUUUGCUUGUUCCAUGGCAUCUCCUUGUUCCCAAAGGUGUCAAGCCUUUGGUUCAUACCAUUUGCGUAUGUUUUCGUACUCAAGAAUGCUUAUAGCUUAUUUGAGGCCAUGAAUUGUGGCAGUACACUCAGAAUUUGGUGGAACUUACAGAGAAUGCAGCUGAUCCGGAUGACUAGUGCAUACUUUCUGGCCUUCAUUGAUGUAAUUCUGAAGCAACUGGGGCUCUCUCAAACAGCAUUCGCCAUCACUGUGAAGGUGGUGACAGAAGACGUUUUAAAGAGAUACGAGCAAGAGGUGAUGGAGUUUGGAAGCUCAUCUCUCAUGUUCACAAUCAUUUCAACAUUGGCAAUGCUGAACCUCUUCAGUCUAGUUUCAGCAAUGUUCAAGAUGAUUUUUCAGAAUUUUGGGGCUUUGGAAAAUUUGGUGUUUCAGGUUAUUCUUUGUGGGGUAAUGGUGUUGCUGAAUUUUCCAAUCUAUGAAGCUCUCUUCAUUCGCAAGGACAAAGGCUCCUUGCCUUUCUCAAUGAAAUUUGGGGCACUUGAGUUUUGUGUUGGAGUGCUUUUGGCACUUGUGUUGAGCCCACAAGGUGUCUUUGGGAUUAGAUUUGUGAUUGAUAGGGAUGAAUGCUUUUCUCAUGAUGUGCAAUAUGAAGGUGACAGAGUUCAUGCUUCUUUUGUUAUCAUCAGGAGUGAUAAAUAUUGGUAUGGUGGAACCGAAGGUGUUGAUCUUGUGGUGAAGGGUCCUCAUGGUGACCAGAUUCAUGAUUUCCGUGGUAAAACUAGUGAGAAAUUUGAUUUUGUGGCUCGACACAAAGGUGUCCACCGUUUCUGCUUCACUAACAAUUCUCCGUAUCAUGAAACCGUGGACUUUGAUGUGCAUGUUGGCCAUUUUUCAUACCAUGAAGAGCAUGCAAAAGACGAGCAUUUCAACCCCUUGUUAGAACAGAUUUCGAAAUUGGAGGAAGCUCUUCACAAUGUCCUGUUUGAACAGCAUUGGCUAGAGGCUCAGACUGAACGUCAGGCAAUAUUAAAUGAAGCAAUGAGUAAGAGGGCAGUUUACAAGGCAUUCUGGGAAUCUUCUGCUCUUGUUGCUGCUAGUGUUCUCCAAGUUUAUCUCCUUCGGCGCUUGUUUGAAAGGAAGCUUGGGAUAUCCAGAGUUUAGAUUCAUUAAGGAUUGCAGGAGUAAUUUAACCCUUGAGUCAUUGACUUGUAGGAUCAGAUAGCCUACACCGCUGUUCAUGCUUUUGAUUUUUUUUUUUUUUUUUUGUGAUUUCUCAGCAGGAAAAAGAACACAUACAGAAACUAAAUUGUACUUUGUUUCAAUGAUGAUGAAUAUAUAGCCAUGUUUUCUAUAUGGCUUUAGCAAGGAA
This is a messenger RNA of Mangifera indica (mango), 3028 nucleotides long. RefSeq names its product transmembrane emp24 domain-containing protein p24beta2-like. The record is from RefSeq and is a predicted model, not a curated record. Lineage: Eukaryota; Viridiplantae; Streptophyta; Magnoliopsida; Sapindales; Anacardiaceae. The transcript is spliced from 12 exons. Gene Ontology annotation, molecular function: cellulose synthase (UDP-forming) activity; mannan synthase activity. Gene Ontology annotation, biological process: cellulose biosynthetic process; plant-type primary cell wall biogenesis; Golgi organization. Gene Ontology annotation, cellular component: endoplasmic reticulum; Golgi apparatus; trans-Golgi network. Bases 1 to 2820 code for a protein of 939 amino acids.